Messenger RNA from Trypanosoma conorhini, 831 nucleotides. RefSeq lists its product as uncharacterized. The transcript has a single exon. Bases 1 to 831 code for a protein of 276 amino acids. Lineage: Eukaryota; Euglenozoa; Kinetoplastea; Trypanosomatida; Trypanosomatidae. The record is from RefSeq and is a predicted model, not a curated record. Gene Ontology annotation, molecular function: polynucleotide 5'-phosphatase activity.
AUGCUGCAGCGCAUACCGGCGUACCGUGAUCCUCUGCUUCAGGUCCUCAGCGACGCACUGAGGCGUGCGCUCGACCUCUACCGUCGUGAGAUGUCGGCCGGUGUUUCGGUGGAGUUUGAGUGCCGCCUCGGGACCUUUUCGGCGUCGCGGCACACCUACGCCCACCCGUUUCCGACGCACACACUCACCCCGGCCGUGUUGGACGGGCAGUCGACGACGCCCUUCUUCUUCUUCGCCGGGGUGGCGCAGCCCAGCUUCACUGCGCUGCAUGACGCGCUGAAGGCCGUCGGCGCCGCCAUGCCGCCGCGCUCCUCCACGGUGCUGUCGGUGCGAACGACGGGGAAGCAUCGCCUGGAGUACGCCAUGAACGAGGCCUGCAACCGGGGCCGGCUGCUGGCGAUCACCGAAAAGGAGCGCGUUUUCUUCCACGACGUGCGUUGCCCGGGGUGGGGCGCGGACUUUCGUGUGUCGGUGUCGCGGGAGCAGACGCUGGACGCGGCGACGUGGACCCCGGCGCAGUGGGAGUCUUUUGCCCCGAGCGUCUCGCGCCUGCGGCAGCGCAAGUCACUGCACGUCGCCCCGCUGCUUUCCCUGGACAUGGCGAUGGUGCGCUCCUUCACCGACCACUCGCGCUUUGCGCGGCCUUGGUCGGCCGAGCUGCAGGUGCCGUUCGUCAGUGCCCCGCGGGUCUCGUUUGACGUGGAGGUGGAGGUCGACAUGCCGGCGCUGCGGCGCGCGGUGCGGCAAACGCGCCUGGUGGACUCCACGCUGGAGCGGACGGCGUUGGACCUCCUUACGGUACUGCAGUUUCUGGCCGAGAAGCGGGGGUGA